Messenger RNA from Lachancea sp. 'fantastica', 1191 nucleotides. The record is from the annotation of a GenBank genome assembly. Lineage: Eukaryota; Fungi; Ascomycota; Saccharomycetes; Saccharomycetales; Saccharomycetaceae.
AUGUCCGGGAAAGUUUACAUUGUUGCUGCCGCUAGAACACCAAUUGGAUGUUUCCAAGGAUGUUUGGCUUCGAAGACCGCUGUUGAGCUAGGUGCUGCUGCUGUUUCCGGUGCUUUGGCACAGGUACCAGAAUUAAAGUCUGAACAAGUGGAGGAGAUCUUUUUCGGAAACGUUUUGAGCGGAAAUGUGGGUCAGGCACCUGCCAGACAAGUUGCACUAUCUGCUGGGCUGAGCAAAACAAUCGUGGCCACUACGGUCAACAAAGUGUGUGCAUCUGGUAUGAAAUCGAUUAUUUGCGGUGCCCAGACGAUUAUGUGCGGAAAUGCAGACGUGGUGGUCGCAGGUGGCGCAGAAUCAAUGUCAAACACGCCAUAUUACAUGCCUGCAGCUCGUGCAGGUGCCAAAUUUGGAAGCACAACACUUGUGGACGGUAUCCAGCGUGACGGGAUCAACGACGCCUACGAUAACCAAGCAAUGGGAGUGCAUGCUGAGAAAUGCGCCCGUGACCACAAUAUCACACGUCAACAACAGGACGAUUAUGCCAUUGCAUCUUACCAAAAGGCCCAGAAAGCCCAAGCCGAGGGUAAAUUCGACCAAGAAAUUGUGCCUGUGACCAUCAAGGGUUUCCGGGGCAAACCUGACACCCAGGUGAGCUGUGACGAAGAGCCCGCUAAGCUCAACGUUGAAAAACUCAGAUCUGCGCGUACCGUGUUCCAAAAGGAAAACGGAACAGUCACCGCUCCUAACGCUUCACCUCUAAACGAUGGAGGUGCUGCUGUUGUGCUGGUUUCCGAACGCAAAUUGCAAGAACUAGGUCUAAAGCCACUAGCCGUCAUCAAAGGCUGGGGUGAGGCUGCUCACGAGCCUGCUGAUUUCACAUGGGCUCCAAGUUUGGCUGUCCCCAAGGCUCUAAAGCACUCGGGACUCGACAUUUCCCAAGUAGACUUCUUCGAGUUCAAUGAAGCCUUCUCUGUCGUGGGACUUGCGAACCCACAGAAUCUCAACAUCCCACUCGAAAAGGUCAAUGCCUACGGUGGUGCUGUUGCUAUCGGUCAUCCUCUCGGUUGUUCGGGAGCCAGAAUUGUCGUGACCCUACUAUCUGUGCUUAACCAAGAACACGGAAAAAUUGGUGCGGCUGCCAUUUGCAAUGGUGGUGGUGGAGCUUCCUCUAUCAUCAUUGAAACUAUUUAA